Molecule: messenger RNA, 363 nt
Organism: Urocitellus parryii (Arctic ground squirrel)
Lineage: Eukaryota; Metazoa; Chordata; Mammalia; Rodentia; Sciuridae
Product: succinate dehydrogenase [ubiquinone] cytochrome b small subunit, mitochondrial-like
Biological process (GO): mitochondrial electron transport, succinate to ubiquinone; tricarboxylic acid cycle
Cellular component (GO): membrane; respiratory chain complex II (succinate dehydrogenase); mitochondrial envelope
Molecular function (GO): heme binding; ubiquinone binding
Source: RefSeq, a predicted model, not a curated record
AUGGCCGUUCUCUUGAGGCUGGGUCUCCUCUGUGGUGCUCAAGGAGGCCAUUCUGGUUCCAAGGCUGCAUCUCUUCACUGGACUAGUGAGAGGGUUGUCAAUGUUUUGCUCCUGGGCCUGCUUCCAGCUGCAUAUUUGGAUCCUUGCUCUGCAAUGGACUACUCCUUGGCUGCAGUCCUCACUCUUCAUAGUCACUGGGGCCUUGGACAAGUUGUCACUGACUAUGUUCAUGGGGAUGCAUCGCAGAAAGCUGCCAAGGCAGGCCUUUUGGCACUCUCAGCUUUAACCUUUGCUGGGCUUUGUCAUUUCAACUAUCAUGACGUGGGCAUCUGCAAAGCUGUUGCCAUGCUGUGGAAGCUUUGA